UCCCCGCCUCUAAAGAUGGCAUCCCCCAUGUAGACAUCCCCCGUGGUUUCUACCCCAGCUGGCCGGGGGCAGUGCUGAGCUAGGGCAAUUAUCUAUCUAGGCUGGGCUGCAGACAGCUGCUGUUCAAGUUCGCUUCUGGUUACAGCUUCUGGAACCCACGCACCGCUAAGGGUCAAGAGUCGCCGAUUCCUUCUAGUCCCAGCAAGUUCCUCCUCUGCCCCUGGUUAGUUUCCCCGCGCCACCUCCGGGCACCCCGAAGCCCCUGACACUCCCAGACUCAAAAACUAUGAGCCUUCCGCCACUGCUGUUGCGCUCGCCCCGCCAUCUCCGGGCGCCGGGACGCCCGCGCCGCCUGUGGUGGUCCCCGUCCCUCGGCCCCGUCUCGGUGGGCUCCUGGCGGGGCCAGUCCUCCAAGGCCCCGGCCUACUGGAAUCAGGUGGUGUCGGAGGCGGAGAAGAUCGUGGGCUACCCCACGUCCUUCAUGAGCCUCCGCUGCCUACUGAGCGACGAGCUCAGCAACAUCGCUAUGCAGGUGCGGAAGCUGGUGGGGACUCAGCACCCGCUGCUCACCACCGCCAGGGGGCUUGUACAAGAUAGCCGGAAUAACCUCCAACUGAGGGGCUUGGUGGUGCUACUUAUUUCUAAAGCAGCUGGGCCCAGCAGAGUGAAUGCUUCAUGUCAGAACUAUGACAUGGUCAGUGGGAUCUAUUCAUGGCCCUGUCUAAGAGGAGACACCCAAGCCUUUGUCCUAAACCUGUGCUCCGCCCAUAAUCCUGUUUCUGUCUGCUGGCUGCAGCCAUUCUCAACCAUUCCAGGGCAGCUGUCGACUGUUCACUGUCUGGCAGGGCCGUGAUUCCUGUUGGGACCAGCAGCAGCAAGCUGACUGGAGAACCUCUCCCAUUCCCACCCCUCAGCACUGCUGUGGCAGCCACACAUGGGCCGGUGGCGGCCAGCAGCACCUUGCUCUCAUUGGUGUAAGUGCUCCUCCCAAGGAAAACCCAGCACCCUGUUCCUCUUCUCAUUAUUUCCCCCAAAUCCUCAGUGAUCAUAACAGCAGUUACAGAUUGCGGCAUUCAUUUUACACUUAAUAUAUGCUGUAUAGUCUUCUUGUUAAAUGUUUUUUUUAAUCUUUAUUGUUGAAACUAUUACACAUGUCUGCUUUAGUUAUUAAAUCUUUUUAUAUCCUUGUACUGUAUCCCCAACUGAACUAUAAGCCCUCAGGGCACAGACCAUCUUAUACUACUUUAAAGGAAAGAAUACAUAAACACUCACAUUUGGAUACGUACUCAUCAAGAGAACAAAAACACUUCUUUUAUACUUUCUAUUUUUAGGAUCUGAUACAUAGUAGAUAUCCUGUUAAUAAUUUUAUUGCUUAUAAUGAUAAUGAUAUAAUCCAGGUUAACAGUUUCGAUUUUCACCUGUUCUGAGUUACAAAUUAUCAAAAUGUGUAAUUUUGAAAGUGUCUCCUCCCCCCUCCCGCCCCCAAUAAUUGAACUUAGGAGUGGGCUAUUUCCUGUGGUUGUGAAAUAUAUAUUAAAGUGAACAUAGUUUACCUUGUUGUGAUGGGACUAUUUGUAAUACAAACCUAGUGAGUGUUUAUUAAAUGACUCUUUUCUUAUUACAUUUUUGCUGAUCUUUGAUGUCCAAACUGGCUUAUAAACCAUUUGGUAUCAUCAACUAUAAGAAAGGUUUGUAUGUGUUUUUAUUGUCAAUAUUAAGAUGUCUCCCGCUCCCCCAUUU
Messenger RNA from Myotis davidii, 1740 nucleotides. It is a transcript of the gene PDSS2, whose product is annotated as prenyl (decaprenyl) diphosphate synthase, subunit 2. Gene Ontology annotation, molecular function: prenyltransferase activity. Gene Ontology annotation, cellular component: transferase complex; mitochondrion. The record is from RefSeq and is a predicted model, not a curated record. Bases 287 to 853 code for a protein of 188 amino acids. The transcript is spliced from 3 exons. Gene Ontology annotation, biological process: isoprenoid biosynthetic process; ubiquinone biosynthetic process. Lineage: Eukaryota; Metazoa; Chordata; Mammalia; Chiroptera; Vespertilionidae.